CGCGUCUAUAAAAAAUUCAUUUGCUUGAAAUUGCAGAAGAGGAAAUUGCAGAAGAGGAAAUUGUAAAAAAUCUCGAGGAAUCGAUUAUCUUUUCACCGCAAGGGCAACCACGAUCUCUGCAGAGCUCUUUGAGUUCCCGACAUAUCUGUAGCUACACACUCAAUGUCUGUGACGUUGCACACAAAUUUGGGAGACAUCAAGUGCGAAAUCUUCUGCGAUGAAGUUCCCAAGACCGCUGAAAACUUCCUGGCACUAUGUGCAAGUGGUUAUUAUGAUGGAACCUUAUUUCAUCGAAAUAUUAAGGGAUUCAUGAUACAAGGCGGUGAUCCAACUAACUCAGGCAAGGGUGGAACGAGUAUAUGGGGUAAGAAGUUCAAUGAUGAGAUACGAGAGUCACUUAAGCACAAUGCUAGAGGUAUAAUGUCCAUGGCGAAUAGUGGUCCUAAUACUAAUGGAAGCCAGUUUUUCAUUACUUACGCAAAGCAACCUCAUCUUAAUGGGCUCUACACCAUCUUUGGCAAAGUGAUUCAUGGCUUUGAAGUUCUUGAUAUAAUGGAGAAGGCACAAACAGGACCAGGGGACCGGCCUCUUAUGGAGAUCAGGAUCAAUCGUGUAACAAUACAUGCUAACCCGCUUGCUGGCUAGUUGCUCUAAAAGUAAGAUUGAUGUAAUUCAUGAGACAAGCAGACACUUGGGCAUGUUGGGAGGUACCCGACAGAGAGUAUAACUUUCUAUCAUCUCAGAUUGAAAAAAUGAAGUCAACUUUCAUUAUUGGUUGCCUUUUCCAGCCGAUUCUGAAGAAUUUGCCUGAAACUUGUCACCAAUUUUGUCCUUAACUCACAAUGUUUGCUCUGUGAUAGUCUUCCUCUGAAAUAACUCAUGUUGGCAUAAUUAAACAAUAUAUUACUAUGUUGUGUACUGUCAAUUUAUGUUUUGUCUUUAUUUUACUGUCUGUCUUGUCUUUCUACUGUGUUAAAUUUUGUAUAUUAGCACAAUAACUGUCGUUCUCAUGUUGAUAUAUUAGGAAAGUGUAUUUUCAUGUUA
Molecule: messenger RNA, 1044 nt
Organism: Andrographis paniculata
Lineage: Eukaryota; Viridiplantae; Streptophyta; Magnoliopsida; Lamiales; Acanthaceae
Product: peptidyl-prolyl cis-trans isomerase CYP18-1
Exons: 5
Coding region: 163-645 (160 amino acids)
Biological process (GO): protein folding; protein peptidyl-prolyl isomerization
Cellular component (GO): catalytic step 2 spliceosome
Molecular function (GO): peptidyl-prolyl cis-trans isomerase activity
Source: RefSeq, a predicted model, not a curated record